GGUCAUCGCUUCUUGAUGAUGUUAUAAUAUUACGAAGUCGUUCACUGUGUAAACUAGUAGUCAAUAACAAAUCAUUCAGAGUGAACGAACGAUCAUGUUUCGUUUGAACGUUCGUAAAAUACGUGUAUAUAAUCGUAUCGAUAGAAUAGGAGAAAAAUGUUUCGAAUUAUUACGUAUUGGUGUGCGUAAUACGUCAACCCUCAACGUGGCAAAUUCGAAGGUUAGGUCAAGACGGAGGAGUUCUAUAACGUAUUCAGGAUGUUUGAUCGAUUCUACUACGAUAUCCGUUAGUCUCCUCGGUCUAUUUAGGGCUACGGUGCGUCGUAUGUCCACGGCAACGAACUCUGAUACAGCAAGGAAGACCUGUUUGUACGAUCUUCACAUUAAAAACGAAGGAAAACUUGUGAAUUUCUCGGGAUGGCUGUUACCAAUACAAUACAAAGAAGCGAUCGCUGUAUCUCAUCAACAUACGAGAACCUACGCCUCUAUAUUCGACGUAGGUCAUAUGAUGCAAACACGCGUUCAAGGAAAGAACGCGGGAGAAUUUCUCGAAUCUCUGACGACUUGCGAUUUGAAGAAAUUAAACGACGGUGGUGCCACGCUUACCGUAUUUACCAACAAUAACGGUGGUAUUCUCGAUGAUUUGAUCAUAACCAAGGAUAAGGACGAUCAAUAUUUUGUCGUUUCGAAUGCGGGAAGACGAGAAGAGGAUACUCAAUUGCUUUUACUACAAACGGAGAACUUUAAGAAGGAAAAUAAAACAAUCGAUUUGGAAUUUCUUGAUCCUCUCGAGCAAGGAUUAAUAGCAUUGCAGGGACCAAUGGCAUCUACAGUCCUUCAGCCAUUCCUCAAAAUUGAUCUAUCGAAGUUGCAAUUCAUGAACAGCGUGAUAACCGAUGUUUUGGGUAUUAUCGUCAGGAUAUCUCGUUGUGGAUAUACAGGAGAAGAUGGUUUCGAGAUAUCAAUACCAGAAAUAAAGGCACGCGAUCUAGUGGAAAAAAUCCUCGAGAAUCCAGAGGUGAAGCUCGCCGGACUUGGCGCUAGGGAUAGUCUAAGACUGGAGGCCGGACUUUGCCUCUACGGACACGAUAUCGAUCACAACGUCACGCCAGUCGAAGCUGCCCUGAAUUGGUUGGUAGCGAAGAGAAGAAGAACGGAAAGAAACUUUCCAGGUGCCGAGAGAAUUCUUUCGCAGAUUAAACUCGGCACGACAAAAAAAAGGACUGGCUUAAUAUUAGGGCAAGGGCCACCUGCUAGAGAAGGUACGAGUAUAUUAACCCCAGAGGGUGAACGAGUUGGUACCGUUACUUCUGGUACACCAAGUCCCACUUUAGGACGUCCAAUUGCCAUGGGUUAUGUACCACCAGACCUGGCACAAUCUGGUCAAGGUGUAUUAGUAGAGAUCCGAGGGAAGACUUAUAAGGCAACUGUGACUAAAAUGCCCUUCGUAAAGACCAAAUAUUACAUGGCUAAAUAAACGACAAUUAUCCAUUAUUUUAUUUUCCUAUUUUUAUACUAUUUCAUAAGAAUAAACAAUAUAUUUUAAGAAUA
This is a messenger RNA of Vespa crabro (European hornet), 1551 nucleotides long. RefSeq names its product aminomethyltransferase, mitochondrial. Gene Ontology annotation, molecular function: aminomethyltransferase activity; protein binding. The transcript has 5 exons. The coding region runs from base 95 to 1477 and encodes 460 amino acids. Gene Ontology annotation, cellular component: mitochondrion. Lineage: Eukaryota; Metazoa; Arthropoda; Insecta; Hymenoptera; Vespidae. Gene Ontology annotation, biological process: glycine catabolic process. The record is from RefSeq and is a predicted model, not a curated record.